AUGGGCUCCAGGCUACCCACCACGCUCCUCCGGCGACCGAGUCCGAUCUCCCUCAUCCCCAACACCACCCCGACACCAAGCACAUCCUCAGCACACCACCUCCGCCACCACCCAACCGGCUCCCAAGUCCGGCACGCGACCUUCGUGCCCCGCCAUCGCCGCCCCUACCAGUUCACGCAGCUGGUGCAGCUGAGCGACGGCAGCACCUUUACGCACCGGACGACGUCCCCCGUGCCGCUGCACCGCUCCACCAAGGACACGCGCAACCACGCCCUGUGGCAGCCGUCCGAGGCGAGCCUGCGCAACCUCGAGGUCGACGAGGCCGGCAAGCUGGCCGCCUUCCGGGCCCGCUUCGGCCGCGGCUGGGACGCCAUCGAGGAGGACGCGGCCGCUGGCGACGCCGUCGAUGCCGCCGCUGAGACCGGCGCCGAUGCCAAGAAGACGACGGCAGAAGCGGCUGGAGAGGGUGGAGAUGAGGCCGGAGAGGAUGCCGGAUUGUCGUUGUCGGACCUGAUCAGCGGAUAUGCGGCGAGGGAGGAUUCGACGGGGAGCGGGGGCCUGAGUGCCAAGGAGCAGGCGAAGAUGGAGAAGUCGGGCAAGAAGAAGAGGUAG
Messenger RNA from Phialemonium atrogriseum, 612 nucleotides. RefSeq lists its product as uncharacterized. Gene Ontology annotation, biological process: mitochondrial translation. The record is from RefSeq and is a predicted model, not a curated record. Gene Ontology annotation, molecular function: structural constituent of ribosome. Lineage: Eukaryota; Fungi; Ascomycota; Sordariomycetes; Cephalothecales; Cephalothecaceae. Gene Ontology annotation, cellular component: mitochondrial large ribosomal subunit. The transcript has a single exon. Bases 1 to 612 code for a protein of 203 amino acids.